GUCUGUAUAUAAGCAGAAUAACUACUCGACUCAACCAUUUCUUCCUCUCCGCUCAGUCUGCUCUGCUGCGGUCGGCCAUUGUUCGCGCUUCGGAUACCAGUUAGGGUUCCUGUCUCUCAACGCACCGGCAGCGGCGUUCUUGUCUGCCAAAGCCCUGGCCAGGCCCGAACCACCUCGAACACUUUCCCGACUCCAGUUUCUUCCUUCUUCACGCUCUGAUCCCGCCCUUCGCGGCCGGCAAUGAGCAUUGCGAUUAUGAAUAAUUAUUAAUGCAUCUCGUCACCGUCCGCUCAACAGCUUCCGACUUUGAGCGGGAGUCGCUGCUCGCGUCGCUGGCUCGCCUCAUCCCUGCAUCUUCUCUUCCAGGGUCUCCAUCAAACCCAGAAGACUGCCCUCUCUUCGUCCUCGUCGGCCUCCGCACAGCCGACGACGACAACGACAAUGACUCCCCAACUCUGCCUCAGCCGUUCUCCUUCCGAGGUCUAUCUCCGCGCGCCCUCGCCCGUCUGCGCCGCCCACCCUGCCUCUCCAUCCCUUCCAUCCCUUCCCUCCGCGCCGCUCUCGCCGCCGAUCCCAUCUUCUCUGCCCGUGACAUUGUCUUUGUCAACCUCAUCGGCGCUCACCUCGCCUCAAAAGACGCGCAUCUCGCCUCCGCCAAGGCCCUCUUUGACUCCCUAUGCCUGCUUAUAAAUUUCAUCCUCCUGCCUGCCAAGCGCAGCAACCCCCAGCCUCCUCCCGACGAGACCCCAGACCUCGCCUCUUUUGAAGCGACAGGUCGCAAAGUAUAUCUUAUCGAGCGAGAAGAGCUGCUCGCGCCUGACUUUACACUUUCUGUCGCCGACGACAGCGACAGAUCUAUCUUGCUUCUCGAUCUAAUCCGGCGGUUCGUAAGAGUACCGUAGCGGUUUCUGUAAAUUAUUGCUGUUCUGGGUUUGCUAAUGGCGUUGGGACGUUUACAUUUUACCUACUAUUUCUGCUAUUUCCUGAGAUAUUUCAGAUCUGGUUACAUAUAAUCACACAGCUAAUCACAAAGUUAACGUA
This is a messenger RNA of Myxozyma melibiosi, 1041 nucleotides long. RefSeq lists its product as uncharacterized. Lineage: Eukaryota; Fungi; Ascomycota; Lipomycetes; Lipomycetales; Lipomycetaceae. The coding region runs from base 270 to 902 and encodes 210 amino acids. The record is from RefSeq and is a predicted model, not a curated record. The transcript has a single exon.